Molecule: messenger RNA, 1950 nt
Organism: Lodderomyces pseudojiufengensis
Lineage: Eukaryota; Fungi; Ascomycota; Pichiomycetes; Serinales; Debaryomycetaceae
Product: ssDNA-dependent ATPase
Exons: 1
Coding region: 1-1950 (649 amino acids)
Biological process (GO): DNA repair; DNA-templated DNA replication; regulation of DNA repair
Cellular component (GO): nucleus
Molecular function (GO): ATP hydrolysis activity; ATP binding; enzyme activator activity
Source: RefSeq, a predicted model, not a curated record
AUGAACACUAUUUGUCCUAUAUGUGCUAAACCUAUACCAGAAACUCUACUAGAGAGACAUGUCAACUCAUGUUUAGACGGUCAAGAGAAACCAUCUACAACCGAUACGAAAAUUCUGAAAAAACGUGAUGCAUUUACCGCGUUAGGUUUAAAACUCGAUUCACAGAAGAAGAAGAAUAAAUCUGAAAUCAAGAAAAGUGAAAGCUUCAAAGAACAAAGCUUUGAUGAGUCCAUACAAGCUAUUAAAAGUCAACCUGAUCAAGAAGAUGAAAAACACACGCCUACUCAAAAUGAUGCUGCAAAAGAAUUAGCUGAAUUAAAAAGAAAACUGGGUAUUCCUUUGGCUCAUAGACUACGACCAAAGACAUUAUCAGAGUUCAUUGGUCAAGAACAUGUUUUGGGAGAAGGAGCAACAUUAAGUAAUAUAAUAAAAUCAGAUUUAAUACCUUCUUUUAUAUUAUGGGGUCCACCAGGAUCUGGUAAAACUACAUUAUGUCGAGUUAUUGCUAAAGAAUCAUCACAUAAAUUUGUUGAAUUGUCGGCAGCUGACAGUACUGCUAAAAAUUUGAAAGAUGUGUUUAGUCAAGCUGAAAAUCAUAGGAAAUUAACUGGUCAAAGAACAAUUUUAUUUGUUGAUGAAAUUCAUAGAUAUAAUAAAUUAGUUCAAGAUAAACUCCUACCACAUGUUGAAAAGGGAACUUGUACUGUUAUUGGAGCUACUACCGAAAAUCCAUCAUUUUCAUUAAAUAAUGCUUUACUUUCAAGAAUGCAUGUUUUUGUAUUGGAACCAUUUAGCACAGAAUCAGUGAUGAAAAUUUUAAAUCGAGCUUUAUUUGAAGUGAAUAAAAUGAGAAAACUUUUAUUUAAAUUGCCUUAUUUAUCAAUAGACAAAGCUGGUUUCAAAUAUAUUGCAGAUUUAUGUAUGGGUGAUUCAAGAGUUGCUCUUAAUAUCCUUGAAACAGUAAAUGCUUACUCCUCAGCUAAUAAAGAAGAAGAACAAAAGAAUGAACCGACAAAAAUAACUGUUGAUGAUUUAAAGACUAUUUUAAAAUCAAGAAACUUUCAUCAAAUGUAUGAUAAAAAUGGAGAUGCUCAUUAUGAUAUAAUUAGUGCUUUCCAUAAAUCUAUACGAGGAUCUGAUGUUGAUGCUGCAAUGUUUUAUUUAGUUAAAAUGCUUUCUGGUGGAGAAGAUCCAUUGUUUAUUCUACGUAGAAUGACAGUUAUUGCAAGUGAAGAUAUUGGAUUAAGAGAUGGAUCAUGUUUACCUUUCAUGGUUGCAGCAAAACAAGCAUUUGAAUUUGUUGGAAUGCCUGAAGGUGAAAUAAUUUUAGCUCAUUGUACUACAAAAUUAGCUAGAGCUCCAAAAUCAACUAGAUCUUAUCGUGCAUUAAGAUCUGCUCAAAGAUAUAUUAAUGAGAAUCCAGAUGUUUUAAGAUUACCAGUUCCAAUCCAUUUAAAAAAUGCACCAACUAGAUUAAUGAAAUCAAUGGGAUUUGGUGAAGAUUAUAAAUAUAAUCCAAAUUAUGAAAAUGGAAUUGUUAAACAAAAAUAUUUUCCAAAUGAUAUGGAACCAAUUAAAUUUUUUGAAGAUACUCAUUUAGGAUCAGUUAGAGAUCCAAGUGUGCCGAGCGAAAUUUAUGAGAAAGAAAAAACAGUGGUGGAUCAGUACAAUGAUUAUUUGCAAUGGUCAAAAGAACGAAAGAAGAACAAAAAAGCAGAAGAAAAAGAAGAAGAAGAGUAUGUUUCUACAAAGAUGAAAAUAAAUGAUACUAGUAAGACUGAACUGAGUGAUGGAAUUGAGGAAAAUGAUGAAAAUUCAGAGGAAGAUGAACGAAGUGAAUAUUCAGAUGAUCCUGAUUGUACCAAUAACUUCGGAAAGUCAUAUGAUGAAUUUUUGGAUAGAGACUCUCAACCAGAGUAUAAUGAUGAUACAAACGAAGACAUGAUAUAA